CCAAGUGUAAGGGAUUCUGGCUUAUUCUUAAAAGUUUUCCCAAAUGUUUAUACUUACGGCUUGUGAUUGGAAAUAUCGAAAUAAGAAAAAAAAAAGCUGAUACUUCUCGUCUCUAGGGUACUACUGUGCAUUGCUCAUUAUUAUAGCCAGAUCAUACGUAGAUCUUAUUUCUUUAAACGCUCAGUUGCAUAUUUAAACUCAGUUCUGUAUUAGUUGGGCGUUGUCCCUGUGACACCAGGGAUGAUUCUUCAGUUACAUCUUUUGUACCUUAGCCUGCCUCUUGGUUCUAGGGCUGUGCACUGUAAUAAGGGUUUCGUCUCAGUUAUUGUUCUCUGAUGUGCAAGUUCCUCCAAAAAGAGUAAGGUACCAAAAAUAAGUCUCAGUUUAGAGAACCAGUACUUCAACUAUGUCAUCCAGACCUUUUGAAAGUCCUCCACCUUAUCGACCAGAUGAAUUCAAACCUUCUCACUAUGUACCAAGCAACAUUACGUAUGUUGAGGACAUGCGUUCUCAGCCCAUGUACUCUCAACCAGCAUACUCCUACUAUCCAGAAGAUGAAGUGCAACACUUCUACAAAUGGACUUCCCCUCCAGGAAUAAUAAAGAUCAUGUCAGUUCUCAUUAUAGUGAUGUGUGUGGGCAUUUUUGCUUGUGUGGCUUCCACAUUGCCUUGGGAUUUAGAAUUCUAUGGAGGUUCAUCAAUGGGAUCUGGUGUUGGAUAUCCUUCAUAUGGAGGUUUUGGAGGCAGUAACAGUUAUGGCUACGGUUAUGGAUAUGGUGGAGCCUAUGGUAUUGGAGGAAAUUACAUUGAGCCCCGAGCUGCUAAAGGCUUCAUACUUGCAAUGACAGCUUUUUGCUUCAUUGCUGGAAUGGCAAUUUUUGUAACAAGUGUCACCAACUCAAGCACAUCCAGAACAAGAAGAUAUUAUCUAAUUGUCAUAAUAAUAAGUGCUAUCCUUGGUUUCUUGGUAUUCAUUGCAUCCAUUGUAUAUGUACUGGCAGUAAACCCAACUGCACAAGCUUCAGGAUCAGUGUUCUACAAUCAACUUGUUGCUCUGUGCAGUCAGUAUUAUACAACUACAAAUACAGGAAUCUUUAUGAAUCAAUACUUGUAUCACUACUGUGUGGUAGAGCCUCAAGAGGCUAUUGCCAUUGUAUUGGGAUUCUUGGUUAUUGUUGCUUUUGCCAUAAUCAUAUAUUUUUCUGUGAAGACCCGAAAUCAGAUGAAUUAUUAUGGUAAAAUGAACAUUCUCUGGGAUAAAAUAAAGGUUUAUGAAGAAAAUCCCCCCAAUGUAGAAGAAUGGGUAAAAAAUGUUAAUGCUGAACCAGCAGAAGUACCAGUAGUGGACUACCCAGAUGGAGUUGCUAGUUCCAUGGCUUACUCUGUUUGGGAGAACGUUAAUGAAAAUCGAGUAUGUACAGACACAGCUUACAGAGCUAUGCCGGAGUCUGACAUUGUUCCCUCAGCGAAGAACCUCACACAGUCAAAUUCUACUGCGAACCGUAGUCAUGACAGAUCAGCUAAGGAACCAUCACAAAAGAGAAGAACAGGAAGACGGAAGAGAACCAACUCUGAUAACUAUGAUGCAGAUUACACCACUGGAGGGGAGUCUUGUGAUGAGCUGGAGGAGGACUGGGACAGGGAAUAUCCACCAAUAACAUCAGAUCCUCAAAGGCAAGCAUAUAAGCGAGACUUUGACUCUGGAUUACAAGAAUACAAGAGUUUGCAAGCUGAACUUGAUGAAGUUAGUAAAGCACUCACUCGACUGGAUAAGGAGUUGGAUGACUACAGUGAAGACAGUGAGGAAUAUAAGGUUGCUGCUGAUCAGUACAAUAUGAUGAAGGAUAUAAAAGCAUCGGCAGACUAUAAGAACAAAAAGGCACGGUGCAGGACACUGAAGAGUAAACUGUCGCAUGUAAAAAAGAUGGUCAGUGAUUAUGACAAUCGGAAAUCCUAGAAGAGAAAAGAAGGAAAAAAAUUAGAAUCACUAAAUUAUGUACAGUUUUGUAACAAUGGGAUAUAAAGUGACUUUGGUUUCAGCUGAGAAACAAAGUCCCCUUUGUCUUGUUGGCUAAAAAACAAAACAACCCACCAUCAACUGCCUGAAUUUAGUUACUGAAGUGUAACAACUAAUGUUGAUACCUUGUUUACUAUUGAGUAUGGCCUCUAGCAAACCAAACAGAGGUCUGUUCUGUUUGAAGCCUGGCAUUUUUACUUGGGAACAGAUCAGGUCCCAGGUUUGUUAUCUAAAAGUUUGACUGAUUUAGUACUAAGUUGCAGACUUCCCUCCUUUUGUCAACUGUGGUUGAGGACUUUUAAAUAUUGUUUCCCCUGUCUGCAUAUUGAUUAAUUCCCAGCUUUGUUCUCCACUCCAUAUAGUAUACCUAAUUUUGAAAAGCAGUUCCAGAUAAUGCUACAUUUCUUCUGGCUCCUAAUUGCAGCACAUUUGGAUCUGUGUUGCUUGCAUAAACAGUAAGCGCAAUGGCCUUCAAAAAUUCACUCCUCCAGUAUGCAUUAUAUCCCAUUGUAACCAUUCCAUUCAUAGGGUCAUGAUUAACUUUUUGUUUAGAAAUGAGUUAAGUUGUAUUAAUGGGGCCAAUGCUGCUUACCUAAUAGGGUGUAAUUAAUGGAAACGUGAAAUUAAAUGUGAAUAUUUGUUUCUUUUUUUUAAAUCUUCAUUUGUAUCUUACCUUUUUUAUUGUACAGGCGUGUAUUUAGAAUAAUCAGUUGAUUUUUAUGACUUAGUUAUGAUUUGUAAGUGCGUGACUAUGUACAGAAUCUGGUUGUUCCUGUGAGUUGUCUUCUGUUAAAUACAAUUUAUUAUUUGACAAUUAAGUGAUGCAUUUAACUUUGACCAUUUUUGAUCAGCCAAAAUGUUUUGACCAUUAUAAUGACUAUAACCAAAGUAAUUUUUAUAAAGUUCUGAAUCUUCUUUUUUUAGACUUAAAUUUCCAUGAUGAUUAACAAUUUAAAAUGUAGUCUCUUAAGAGGAAAAGGAAGUGAGUUCAUGGAAAUUUGAGAACACUUUAUACCUAAUGAAGCAACUUUUUGUGUAAAGCUGCACCAUUAAAUUUGUGAUGUAAUACUUAAAUUUUCUGCAGCAUAUAGUUUAAGUAAAUAAUUGCUCACAUUAACUGUUCUCAAAAGGACAAAGGUAAGCAAGUUGGUGCUUUUUAAAACACGUUUGCCUAUGUUACUGAUUACCUUAAAUAAAACCAUUUUACAAAAAAA
Messenger RNA from Pelodiscus sinensis (Chinese soft-shelled turtle), 3231 nucleotides. RefSeq names its product occludin (gene OCLN). Gene Ontology annotation, cellular component: bicellular tight junction; apical plasma membrane; cytoplasmic vesicle. NCBI's taxonomy places the organism in Eukaryota, Metazoa, Chordata, Testudines, Trionychidae. The record is from RefSeq and is a predicted model, not a curated record. Gene Ontology annotation, biological process: bicellular tight junction assembly.